Kluyveromyces marxianus DMKU3-1042 is the source of this 1080-nucleotide messenger RNA. RefSeq names its product Ant1p (gene ANT1). The transcript has a single exon. Gene Ontology annotation, cellular component: peroxisomal membrane. NCBI's taxonomy places the organism in Eukaryota, Fungi, Ascomycota, Saccharomycetes, Saccharomycetales, Saccharomycetaceae. The record is from RefSeq and is a predicted model, not a curated record. The coding region runs from base 1 to 1080 and encodes 359 amino acids. Gene Ontology annotation, biological process: fatty acid beta-oxidation; peroxisome organization; ATP transport. Gene Ontology annotation, molecular function: ATP transmembrane transporter activity; ADP transmembrane transporter activity.
AUGGCCAGUUUGGAGAAUGCUUUUGUUGGGGCGGUUUCCAGUGGAUUAGCCAACCUGGCAGUGUACCCUUUAGAUUUGGCUAAGACAGUUAUUCAGACUCAAUUGAAACAGGGAAACUUGGCUAGUGAAACACCAGAGGGACGUGUCACGGAUGGCUAUGGGUCAGAUUCAGAAUCGCAGGCAAAAGAGACGAAGAAGAAAGGUGUAAGGGAGAUUCAGCCCAGACCGGAAUCACCGAAGGAUGUGCGACUCAAGUCAUUAGAAGAGAGGUACAGGAACACUUUAGAUGUCAUUGUGAAAGUUUAUAAGACGGAGGGAGUGCAAGGGUUAUACCGUGGCCUUGGUGCGUCGUUGCUUGGCAGUUUUAUCCAGAGUUUUUCGUAUUUUUUCUGGUAUACGAUUGUGAGAAGGCAGUAUUUUAAAAUCAAGAAAGUGAAGGGCCAGGCAGCCAAGUUUUCUACAGCCGAGGAGUUGCUUCUCUCCAUGGUGGCUGCUGCGACAUCGCAGGUCUUUACGAACCCGGUCAAUACUGUUUCUACAAAACAACAGACCAGACGCGGCCUAGGUGAGGAUAACAGUUUUCUAGCGGUUGCCAAAGAUGUUUUUGAAGAGAACGGGAUUACUGGGUUUUGGAAGGGCUUGAAAGUCUCUUUAGUGCUCACAAUCAACCCAUCGAUCACAUAUGCAUCUGCGGAGAAAUUGAAGGAUUUGAUAUACAAUGUCGAGUGGAACUCUAAGGAGUUGAACGAUUCGUCGUUGCAGUUGAAACCUAGCCAGAAUUUCUUGAUCGGCGUCCUCUCAAAGAUUAUUUCUACGUUUUUAACCCACCCGCUAAUUGUGGCUAAGGCGUCUUUACAAAGAAACGCAUCCCAGUUUACAAGCUUCCAAGAUGUGCUAGCAUAUUUAUACCGUCACGAAGGUUUCUUAUCCCUCUGGAAGGGAAUUUUGCCGCAGUUACUCAAAGGUGUCAUUGUACAAGGGUUACUAUUUAUGUUCAAAGGAGAGUUGGCUAAGAACAUUAAGAAGUUGCUCUUUAUGUUACAAGUAUAUAGAAAGAGAAGAUUGGCUAAGACCUAUUAA